AAAUACUGCAGUGCGAUUAGUCGAACAGUAUCAGUUUCAGCUCAGCUACAAUCAACUAAACUUGCCUUAGUCGCAACCAACCCCCCAAAACAAUCAACAUGUACUCCAAAGUUGUGAUCUGCCUGGCCAUCUGUGCCCUGAGCUCGGUUUCCGCCGCUGUCGUUCCAGUUGCUGCCCCCUUGGCCGCCGCAGGAGUCGUUGCCCCCUAUGCCACCUCGUACAAUGCGCACACUGUGAACCACAACAUCGCCGCCCCCUACGUAGCAGCUACCCCGGUUGCCGCUCCAGUUGUUGCUAAGUACGUUGCUGCCCCAGCUGCUUAUGCCGCCCCUGCUGCCUAUGCUGCCCCAGCUGCCUACGCCGCUGCCGCUCCAGUUGCCAAGUACGUUGCUGCCCCGGCUGCCUAUGCCGCUGCCCCAGCUGCCUAUGCUGCUGCUCCAGCGUUCGCCGCCUACAGCGCCGCUUACCCCUACCCAUACCUGUUCUAAGUCGGCCACUCCUGCAUACGAAAGCGAUGGAAAUGAGUUCUAGUCAUUGAUAUGGACACGCCAAGUUUAUGUUGAAAAUAGCUGAACUGUUGAUUGAGAAUAGAUGAAUUUAUAGUAAUGCAA
Messenger RNA from Aedes aegypti (yellow fever mosquito), 611 nucleotides. Its product is annotated as cuticle protein 19.8. The record is from RefSeq and is a predicted model, not a curated record. The transcript is spliced from 2 exons. Bases 99 to 488 code for a protein of 129 amino acids. Lineage: Eukaryota; Metazoa; Arthropoda; Insecta; Diptera; Culicidae.